Messenger RNA from Penaeus vannamei (Pacific white shrimp), 841 nucleotides. Lineage: Eukaryota; Metazoa; Arthropoda; Malacostraca; Decapoda; Penaeidae. The record is from RefSeq and is a predicted model, not a curated record.
UGUUUACAUCAAUCAGCUGAUACGUUCAUCACCACGUACGCCGGCGAACACAUAAAUUUUUAAGUCUGAAACCUUUUAAAAUAAUAAGAACAUUUGUUUUGGGGAUAUGUCAACUGUAGAGAGCCAAUUGCUACAGCAAAUAAGUGUUACCGAAGAAAAACCACAGCAUAGCAAAAGAAAUGUGGGUUUAGUGCUCGUUGGCCUGACUGGAGGAGCAGCCAUUGGUCUCAGUAUUAUUGCUGCUCCUUUUGUUGCACCUGCACUGAGAAAGGUGUGUCUUCCCUAUGUCCCAGCAACAACCCAGCAAGUUAAUAAUGUUUUGCGAGCCCUCAAAGGUCGAACUGGAACACUGGUGGAUCUAGGCAGUGGUGAUGGUCGCAUAGUUGUUGCUGCAGCUAAAGCAGCUAAAUUAUCUGGCGUUGGAGUAGAACUUAACCCAUGGCUAGUGUGGUAUUCACGCUGGCUUGCCUGGAGGAAAGGCGUCUCAUCCUCGACUUCAUUCAUGACACAUGAUCUUUGGAAGUUGAACUUGCAGCAGUAUAAGAAUGUUGUGAUCUUUGGUGUUGAGGAAAUGAUGCCAGAUUUAGAGUCAAAGUUACUGCAAGAGCUGACUGCUGAUGGAUGUGUGGUUGCCUGCCGGUUUCCAUUACCCACCUGGCAGCCAAUAGCAGUAUUUGGAGAAGGCAUUGACACUGUUUGGCUCUACAGAAGACCUAAUGAUUAUGCAGUUGACAAGAGAAAAGAUCAUGAAAGUUUUGUUGAUAAUAGAUAAGAAGUACUUUCUUUAAAUGUAUGUGAAUAUUUGUAAAUAAUUGUAUACCAAUAGAAAGGACACUGUUUA